This is a messenger RNA of Salvia hispanica, 913 nucleotides long. RefSeq lists its product as uncharacterized. Lineage: Eukaryota; Viridiplantae; Streptophyta; Magnoliopsida; Lamiales; Lamiaceae. The record is from RefSeq and is a predicted model, not a curated record.
CUUUUUUAUUUACAUAUUGCUAAAAAUAGCAACCACCAGAUAUCCAGCUCCAUACAUAAUAGGUAAGCUAUGAAAUUUCUCCUUUGUCGGAGAAGAAGCAAUCUAACCACCAGAGCCGCGAGGCGAAGUGAUCGAUACCAGGAAGGGAAUAAUUUCAAUAAGCCAAUCAGCAAAUCCUUCCUGUCAUCGACGCUUCUGCGCUUCUGAUUGGUCUCUGCUUCGUAUGGGGCCAGAUGAGUCAAUUUUCUGCAUUUGGUGUAGUGAAUUGGAAACGAGCAACGGUUGUUUAAUGAGCGGUUGAAAGAGCAGAAUUAGAGAUCCUACCGGGUGCCAAAAGCUGCUAUAUCAGUAGCUUUUGAUCAGCCAGCACCUGUGAAAUGAGAUCUAGCACGGCCUCUGUUGGAAAGCGUAUAUCAUCAAGAGAUAUGCCGACCCCGGAGUAUGCAGAUCAAGGUGUUGGCUGUUCAAAAGAAACAACUGAAUUUGUAAAUCAUGGUCUUAUUCUCUGGAAUGAGAGCAGAGAGCAAUGGAUAGGGGCCAAGAAGAUAACCACUCGAUCUCAAUUGUUGCGAGCGUUCAAAUUGAGGAAGCUUCAGCUGUGCUGCGUGAAUUCAAGCAAAGGCAUGCAUAGGAUGCUUAAGAGCACAGAGCCGUUUCCCAGACCUGUCCCGCUAGGGGAAAUGGUGGAUUUUCUGGUUAAUGUAUGGGAUGGUGAAGGAAUGUAUGACAUGUUCUAAGCAGGGGAGACACAGGUUUCUUUUGAUGAGAGUGUAAAUAGUGACCACAGUUCAAAAUGUCUGAUUUAUUGACCAUAUUUUGUAUCUUUAAUCGGCUGUAGAUAUGAUGUAGGAAUAAUGUAAUUAAGGUGGUUGUAUCAUUUUUGUUGGCAAUAUUCAAAGCAACUUUGUCGCUC